AUGUACCUCGCCAGGGGAACGAGCUCCGUGUCGAUCCGGAUACCGUCAUCGAACGAGUCGUCUCCGCAGCCCUUCAGUAGUGCUUCAAGGGCCAACCACCCGGCCAAACACCCCUUCUCUCAACGGGGUAGACAGACAGCAAUAGCACCCACGCGGCGCCAUCCCCACACUGCCACUACCCAAAGCCGUGACCGAGGAGGUAGGCUCCUGCGCAACCCCCUAAACAGAUGCUCAUUGUACAUGAAGUGGCAGCUGAAGGAUGGAGUGGGUCUGGUGGCAAGGUGUGAGUACGACGCCGUGCUGCCUCCUGCCAGUAAACCCACCUACGUCAGCAUCAAGGCUCGUCUGAACGAUGUGACUCCAGGUUACAAUCGCACGAGUAAUCUGUCUGAAGGGAUGGACUGGAGGAAGAAGCUGGAUCCCCAGAGAGGAGCGGUGCUGGCCACGGAGCUAAAGAACAACAGCUGCAAGAUCUCCAAGUGGGCACUGUGUGCGCACCUCGCUGGCACCAGCUUCAUCAAGUUUGGGUGA
Molecule: messenger RNA, 531 nt
Organism: Geodia barretti
Lineage: Eukaryota; Metazoa; Porifera; Demospongiae; Tetractinellida; Geodiidae
Source: the annotation of a GenBank genome assembly